This is a messenger RNA of Talaromyces stipitatus ATCC 10500, 2619 nucleotides long. Its product is annotated as lectin family integral membrane protein, putative. The record is from RefSeq and is a predicted model, not a curated record. The transcript has 6 exons. Gene Ontology annotation, cellular component: Golgi membrane; endoplasmic reticulum-Golgi intermediate compartment; COPII-coated ER to Golgi transport vesicle. Gene Ontology annotation, biological process: endoplasmic reticulum to Golgi vesicle-mediated transport; Golgi organization; endoplasmic reticulum organization. Bases 401 to 1387 code for a protein of 328 amino acids. Gene Ontology annotation, molecular function: D-mannose binding. Lineage: Eukaryota; Fungi; Ascomycota; Eurotiomycetes; Eurotiales; Trichocomaceae.
GGACACCUUUGACAUACUGCGAAACAUGAGGUUACAACCCUUUCUCACGAAUAUAUUCUGCGUCUCUCUCUCUCUCUCUCUUUACGCAGUUACCUUUGUAUCUUUUUGAUGAUAUCUGUGGUUACACCUUCCAGGGUAAUGUUCUGCAGCUGCUGAAUGUCCCGGUGACAUUUAUGAUCAUUCGACCUGUACUCCUGCGACAAUCAUAGCGAGCCUUUGACGUUCUCUCGCCUUUUUGAUUCUUCGGUACUUUCAUUCUAAUUUACAAUUCAAUUGCUGAGAGAUACCACUCGCUCAAAGUAUCUCUUCUUCAUCCAUUUCGCGCAUUCGUCUGUGUCCACACCGCGAUCCCUUCGUUCAACCUUCAAUCUCGAAAACAGCUCAACAACCACCACCCAACAUGUGGUUCUCUCAAUUCGCUGCCUCCGCCCUGGCAUUAGCCUCCUCGGCAGCUGCAGGAACAGAUACUAAAUACUGGCAAGGAAACACUGAUGUGAAGAUGCUUCCUUUACGAACUCAUAGCUUGGCUCCGCCCUAUCUAGAUUCCGACAUGCAUAGUCGAUGGUGGGAUUUUGGCGGUGAUACCGUUAUUCGUACAGAUCAAUACGUCCGCCUCACAUCCGAACGACAGUCUCAGCAGGGCUGGAUAUUCUCCCGUGUACCUCUAACUGCGACCAAUUGGGAGAUUGAAUUCGAAUUCAAAAUCCACGGGUCAGGCCACUUCCACGGCGACGGAUUUGCGCUCUGGCUUACCAAACAACGCGCAACACAAGGUCCCGUCUUCGGCUCCGUAGACCGCUUUGAAGGUCUAGGAAUUUUCUUCGAUACCUACAAAAACAAUCGCCCCGGUACUUCGUUUCCGUAUGUCAUGGCUAUGAUGGGCGAUGGGCAAACGGCCUAUGAUCAGGAACAUGACGGCAAGGCCAACGAGUUGGCAGGAUGCUCGGCCCGCGGUCUCCGUGACGCCGCAGUCCCCACAAAAGCACGUCUAACCUACUUCCAAGACCGCUCCCUCACUCUCGACCUCCAAUACAAAUCCGACGGCUCCUGGACCGAAUGCUUCUCCCUCACCGCGCCAGAAACCAACAUCGCAAUUCCCUCGGUUACCUACCUCGGCUUCUCUGGCGAAACGGGCGAAGUCACUGAUAAACACGAUAUUAUCUCCGUAACAACUCACAACCUCUACGAUUCUAGUACAUCUGCAAGUCGGAAUAGGGCUGGUGCGCCUACAGCCCGUGGCCGGUCUGCAGGAAGGAGGAAGAAAGCUGCUUCUUCCGGUGGAUGGAUGUGGUUCUUCUUCAAGAUCUUUCUGUUUGUGGGUCUUGUUGCGGGUGUUUAUGUUGGAUAUACGAUUUAUCGAUCUAGUCAAAGGCAGUCUCGUUUCUAAUCGGAACAAAAGGAUUCUGAUUAAAGAGGGGGAUGAAGUAUGAAGAAAUUUAUCCAGCAUGAAGCAUCAUCAAUUUUAGCUUUUCAAAUUCUUGUUUUUGUUUGUCUUUUCUAGGUUCCGUGUUGUUUUGAUACUGCUAUUCAGCGUCUUUUAUUUAGUUUGCGAUAUGAUGGAUUGAUUGAUUGAGAGAAUCAUUGACGAGGCUUGUGUAUGAUGACUGGAGCGGAGUCAGCGGUGCAUUUAACAUCAGUUUCUUAUAUUUACAACAUCAGGGAGGAUUCCCAUUUCUGAAAAUAAAGAUGCAAAUCUCAGGGAAUAUCGUCGUGAUUCUAUGGGGUAUCACUGCUAACUAUAACAUGACAAAAGAGCCAGACGUCCGGUCUAAACAUAUCAUCCUGAAUAUCAUAUAGCCUUAUCAUCAUAUCACGUCCUUCAGGUCUAUCAUCUGGACUGGCGACCCUUCUCUUCAAUCCAUAAAUCAUCCAGAAUCUGGAAAACUUCGGUAAUACUCUGUACCAAAGUCUUCUCUUCUCCCAGACCCAAACUCCCGUAUCGAUGGAGCAUCUUAUCCGGAUGCCAGCGUAUACGCUCCGCUUUAAGUGUAUUCAGAAAACUCUCAGAAGAAUGUUGCAUGAAUUCCCUCACCGCAUCACGCGAAAUAUCUCGCCGUUUACCACUUUCCACAGGCCAAUGGAUAUAAUUCCGGAUAUAAAAUGGUUUCUCAGUAUCGGAAGAAGUGGCCGGCGGAGCUUUCGAAGAAGCGUCCAACCCUUCCCAACUUUUCAUGUAUUUCUCCCAAGCCGCUAUCCAUAAUUUAGCUCGUCUCCGUUUCUCGCCCCUCUUGAGACUUUCUUCAAGAGCUUCAUUGAAUUGAGUACGAUCUCGAAAUGCUCGCUGCUGCUCGGCUUCCGCACGCUGCUUUGCUUUGGCGUUUUCUUGUCUUUGUCGUUCUCUUUCUUGCAUUAUGCCUUCGUGCGAUCGUUCCCACAUCUUGGCUUGUACGUAUUCGGCAUAUUCUUCGUCUGUCAUGCGCUCUAAUUCCCCGUUUGGUCCCUUUGGUACUGAUGGGAUGGCGUAUGUAUGGAUUGGUUGGCCGUAUACGGAUUCCCAGUAUAAAGCUCCUUCAUCGUCGCCUAGGGCGUCGAAAAGCGAUUCGCGAAAUGCUGUUUCGGGAGAUAAGGAGCGUUCAUACUGGCUGCGGGCCGGAGGAGGUGAUUCCUCGGUCUUUUGGC